AUGCUCUUUGGCUCACAGUACGACGAAGAUGGUUGCACUGAUCAUAGUGGCAGUCCUGCGACACCACCACCACCGACACCACGCAAGAAAAAAUACGGCGUGACGUUGUCUCGUAAAGGCAGCAAGAACAACAAUCGUCGAGAUCGAGACCGAGGACGUCCUAGCGCCACUGCUUCUGUCAUUGCAGCGAGUCCAAUCAGCCCUUCGGUUGACUCCAUUCCCUCGUCUUCUACGACCUCUGUGUCCUAUUUACUGACCAGUCAGCGCAACGGCAGCAAUGGCAACGUGAAUCAUCCGGGUUUCGAGAACAAGGCCAGUGCCUAUGGCAACAAUAAUACAGCAGUAAAUGUCGCAGCGUUGCUGCCAAAGUUACGACGACGAGGCAUGAAGAAGAAAGGAGAGAGAUUGAAAAAACUCAAGCGACCAGUGGACUGUCAAUGUAUGUAUCCAAGUGUCUGGAAGCACUUGCAAUUCCGGAAAAAGGUCGUGCAGUUGGCCACUAAUUUAAGUGGAAAACCCAUCUGCGUGACGGGUGUAGAUGGCUUUUUGGCUUCGUGGAUCGUGUGUGAGCUGCUUAAUCGUGGCUACCAAGUACGAGGCACCGUACAGAACGGUAAGGACGAUAUUUCGGGACUAUUGCAACUCCCCAACGCGAGCAAGAAUUUUUCAGUCGUAGAGACGUCACUUUUGACACCUGAGGCUUGUGACAUGGCUGUUCAAGGGUGCGACUUUGUCAUUCACACAGGAACUCCUUCGUCCUGUUCGGUGCGAGACCCGUUGUCUGAGAAGCAGGAGCCAGGAGUACACAGUAUUGGUAGUCGAAUGCACUGUAUCAUUCCCAUGAUGACAAACUUUAUACAAGCGUGCGCACGAUCACGUAUCAAAAGGGUCGUCUUGACUUCGUCUAUUGCUGCAAUGGCUGACUCAGUGACACCGGGUUCGAUCAUUAAUGACGCCUGUUGGAAUGUAACUUCAUCGCUGGAGAAGAAUCCGCACUUUUUGAGCUUGAAGCUGGCCGAGGAAGCUGCAUGGCAGCUUGUGGAUCAAUUGCCGAGCGACCGUCGCAUUGAUUUGGUAACGAUGAACCCGGGGACUUUGUAUGGCCCGAUGCUUUUGAGGUCGAAACUCGCGCCUGGAAACCAAGUUAUUUACGACUUAAUUACGGGCAAAUACUCGGCUUUGGUAGAUCUGAAUUGGAGCAUGAUUGACGUUCGUGAUUGCGCCGUAGCGCAUGUUGCGGCUUUGGAAAACAACGACGCUCGUGGGCGAUACAUUUGCGUCAAUAAAAGUGUGUGGAUGAAGGACAUUGUGGACGUAUUGUCCAGCAAUGGUUAUAGUGGCCGUGAUUUGCCGUGGAAGGUGGGCUUGCCUAGAUGGGUUGGGCGUCUGCCAGCAUACUCGGCACAGCUCGGGCAAGUCGGCGCUUCACUGUACACUUACGAUCCCACCUCUGUGCGAUCGUCGCCGUAUCUAGGUGACAAACUGGUAGAGCAUCUAAACAUCCGUUUCCGCUCGGUUAAUACGACGAUUGUGGAAUCAGCAAACGAUUUACUGAAGUGGGGGCUUAUAAAACCUUGGGCAGAGGAUCAUGAGGCACUUGAAUGUGGUUGCUGCCACCAUGCGUUCACAUUUUACCGACGAAAACAUCAUUGCCGGGAAUGCGGCGUGAUUAUUUGCAAUGACUGUUCAAUGUCUCGAGCGGUUGUAGAAGGAACCGAAGGGCGUGCGCGGCUGUGUGAUAUGUGUGUAAAGAGUUGUAUUCCAGACCUUCUUGAUCUGUUGAGGGAAGAAGAUCCCGACAAGAAGCGCACAGCGGUGGUCGCAUUGGAGUCUUUGAUGGAAAAUCCGUUGAACCAUGACUAUAUAACUCGUUUUGGCGGUAUCCUGUUGUUAAUGGACGCAAUCCAUUACCCUGAUGAAUCAAUCUCGUCACAUGCUGCUGGCACGCUUUGUGCCUUAUCGUGCAGUGUAUCUAGCACACUCCAAAUGGUGCUCGAAGGAGCAGUUUUACAGAUGCUGGAAGUCGAAGAAAUGUUAAGCACAUGGGCCAUUUGUUUACAAGCACUUCGCAAUAUUUGGAAGCAGAUUAAUCGACAAGAUUUUCGGCGGAUGUUAUACGCUGUCGCACGAGUAUCUGCCGACGCUAAAAUUGGAGAACUUCGUGGCAACAUCUUGCUUACUUUCGUGCACAUGAUGGAUGUUGAGGAGAUUCCAAGCCUAUUGUCCGAAGGUCUGCUUUCUGUGUUGUACAACAUGCUGCAGUCGACCGCAGAGUUUUCACGCUGCGCUGCUGCUCACGCUAUAAAGCAUUUGGUUCCACCUGGAUAUGACCCGGAUGUGACGAUUAAUGUGCCGCCGUAUCUUGUGGAUGACCACGAGGAGCUUUUUCUAAACUCGUCUCUGUCGGACCUACAGUUCCUCGUGAAGGGCCACAUUGCUCCUAUCAAUGCUCACAAGGUCGUCCUUUUCUUCCGCAAUUCUUACUUCAAGAACUUGGUCAAAUUUGGUUCAACAACCAGUCAGACCGCUGUGAUCGAAGUUGACAAUUGCAGUUACGAAGUCUUUUCGAUUCUGCUCCGUUUUUUGUAUACCGGCAAAGUUGACAUGACUGCGGAUGUGGCUGAAGAGUUGCUUCGGGCGUCGUCCUAUUAUUGCGUGUACGAGUUGCAGAAGCGUACGGAGGCUUUCCUUAGCGGCCAGAUUUGUGUGGAAAACGUUGUGGAUCUAUUGACGCUGUCCGAAGAAUGUAACGCUGACGAUCUGAAGAAAAACUGUGUACCGUUUUUGAUGCGACACAUUCACGACGUCGUCCGUUUGCCCGCUUUUGAGGAGUACCGUGUCCGCUCAAGUGAAGAAGUACUGAAGGCGCUAACGAACAUGCUCGGACCGGAGUGGGAAGCAAGUUAUGCAAAGGUAAAGAAAUCAAUUGGAAACAAGGACAAGAAGAAUGAAGUGGAGCGUGUUGACGCUGCGAAGACGGACGAAGAGGAAGAUGUGUUUCCGGUCGUGCAGCAGGUGAACGAAAUUGAGGAAGGGCCGCUAUCGCCGCGUUUUCUGUUGACACCCGUGCCACCUCCUAGUUUUUCAGGAAAUCCGUCGGCAUUUGCCACGAAGUCACCGCGGUUGAAUACUGUUGGCGAAGAUGUGGCGACUGAGGGUUUACAUUACAUGAAGACGUUUGGCAAUGAAGACAUGCUCUUCCGUCGUUCUCGCAACUUUUCGGAGGAUUUCUCCGAGGGGAUAUCGGAAGGCGUGUGCUAG
Molecule: messenger RNA, 3261 nt
Organism: Peronospora farinosa
Lineage: Eukaryota; Oomycota; Peronosporomycetes; Peronosporales; Peronosporaceae
Source: the annotation of a GenBank genome assembly